Molecule: messenger RNA, 494 nt
Organism: Pogonomyrmex barbatus (red harvester ant)
Lineage: Eukaryota; Metazoa; Arthropoda; Insecta; Hymenoptera; Formicidae
Gene: RpS26
Product: ribosomal protein S26
Biological process (GO): translation
Cellular component (GO): cytosolic small ribosomal subunit; ribosome
Molecular function (GO): mRNA binding; structural constituent of ribosome
Source: RefSeq, a predicted model, not a curated record
CGAAAUGUGCGCCGACAGGCAGAUUGUACUACUACACUGCAUCAUGGCGUCGUAAAGUGCUUCCGGUUGAAGCCUCUUCUGUAUAAUUCUCGAUACAAAAUGACUUGCAAACGCAGAAACGGUGGACGUGCCAAGCAUGGCCGUGGCCAUGUAAACCCAGUGCGCUGCACCAACUGUGCUCGUUGCGUUCCCAAGGACAAGGCCAUCAAGAAGUUUGUCAUUCGCAAUAUUGUCGAGGCCGCUGCCGUCAGGGACAUUACGGAGGCCAGCUUCUAUCAAUCGUAUCAGUUGCCGAAAUUGUAUGCUAAACUUCAUUAUUGUGUUUCCUGUGCUAUUCACUCCAAAGUGGUACGGAAUAGGUCCAAGGCAGAUCGUCGUAUAAGAACGCCUCCUGUCCGCAACUUCCCAAGGGAUCUGCGCCAGGGUCAACAGAACAGGAAAUAAUUUUAUAAUGUAAAGUUAAUUUCAAUAUAAAUAAAAAUUUGUAAAAUUAA